Messenger RNA from Rhododendron vialii, 2429 nucleotides. RefSeq names its product probable disease resistance protein At4g27220. Bases 1269 to 2429 code for a protein of 386 amino acids. Gene Ontology annotation, molecular function: ADP binding; protein binding. Lineage: Eukaryota; Viridiplantae; Streptophyta; Magnoliopsida; Ericales; Ericaceae. The transcript has 2 exons. The record is from RefSeq and is a predicted model, not a curated record.
ACCUCAUUUACAAAAUGCAAAUAAAAUCAACUCUCUCUCUCUCUCUCUCUCUCUCUCUCUCUCUCUCUCUCUCUCCUGGAAUUGCCAUAUCCCACAAUUUUCUUUUGAGUCCCGGCCGGCCUUCUGUUUUUUUUUUUUUUGAAAUGCAUUUCUGGAAUUUUUGAAAUGCCCGGCCGGUCUUCUAAUUAUCUAGCAACACCCUAGAAUUGCCAUAUCCCGCUAUUCUCUUUAAUUUGAUUCCCGGCUGGCCUUCUAAUCAUCUAGCAACACAGAGACUGGGUUUCUGGCGACAUCUUCAUCAUUUCGCUUAGUGACGUAUAAGAAAAGAGCAAAUUGAAGACGAGAAACUGCAAGAAAAGGAACAAAGAAAGAAGAGAUCGAGAUAAAAUGAAUGUUGUGGACCAGAUUGUGGGUAAAAUCACAGAAGUAGCCAUCACAAAGUGUUUCCGUCACAUAGGCUAUCUAUGUCACUACAAUGAUAACGUUCAAAAUCUAGAAGCCGAGACCAGAGGACUUGAAGUUGUGCUGGGAAGUAUCAAUAAUGGUGCGGAGAGAGACCUACGCAACGCACAAGUCAUCAAGCCUGAUGUUGUAAAGUGGCAAAAGGAUGCAGAGGAGAUGCUAGAUGAAGUCGCCACAUUUCUAGCAAACAGAGAAAGAUCAAACACUAAAUGUCUCAAUUUUGUGUGUCCGAAUCUAAAGUGGCGUUACCGUCUAGGCAAGGAGUCCGAACGGAAGACAGCUGGUGUUAUUAGUCUCAAAGGCCGUGGCACCAUGUUUCGGCCAGUAUUGUCAAUGUCAUACCCGGCACCUACACCAGUGUCCCCUCUCACAAAUCACGACGAUUUUGAUUCAAGACAAGAGAUCUUUAAGAGGAUAUUGGAGGUGCUAAAGGAUCCUACAAUUAAGAUGAUUGGCGUGCAUGGAGCAGGUGGCGUUGGCAAGACGAGAAUGGUGAAAGAGGUUCGCAGUCAAGUGAAGAGAGAUGGGCUUUUUGAUGAUGUGGCUAUUGCAGUUGUCUCCCGAAAUCUAGAUAUUAAAAAGGUUCAAGGAGAGCUUGCAGCACAAUUGGGACUAAAUCUGGAUGACCACGGAAGAGAAGAUAGACUUUGACUAGACUGCAUAAUGGGAAGAAGAACCUUGUCAUACUGGACGACGUUUGGAAUCCACUUGACUUGGAGGAAAUUGGAAUUCCUACCGCAACAGACCACGGAAACAAGGAGGGUUGCUGCAAAGUUCUGGUAACAUCCCGGAAGAACCCUUUCCAAAUGAUAACACCAAAAGCAUCGACCAGAGUGUUUUUAAUCCCAAUUUUAAAAGAGAAGGAAGCACGGACCCUAUUUAUGAAGACAGCAGAAAUUUCAGUCAACUCUGAGGAAGAAAUGUCUUCUGUAGAAAAAGCAGUGUGUGACGAAUGUGCAGGCUUGCCCGUUGCUAUUCUUGCCGUUGCAAAAGCAUUGAAAGGUAAAGAGAGCUACGCAUGGCAAGAUGCACUCACGCAACUGAAAAGCUGUAAUUUUAACCAGAUCGUAGACAUAGACCCAAAUUUGUUCUCUUCCUUGAAAUUCAGCUACGAUCAUCUAGAACCUAGGGAUGCACGUUCAUGCUUCCUGCUUUGCUCUCUAUUUCCAGAAGAUGCUGAGAUUUCAAUUGACGAUUUGGUGAGAUAUAGCUCUGGGAUGAGGUUGCUUGGUGCAAUUCACAGUACCCCACUUGAAGACGUAAGAAACAGAGUACUUACAUUGGUUACAUGCCUCAAGGCAUCUUGUUUGCUGUUAGACGGCGAGGAUGACAACACAGUCAAAAUGCAUGAUGUAAUACGAGAUGUUGCUAUAUCAAUAGGGAAAGAUGAGAAGCAAUAUCUAGUGCAACAUGAUCUCAAAAUGUGGCCAGAGGGAGGCACAUAUGAAGGCUAUUCGGUAAUCUCAUUGAUGUCUGAAUAUUUUCAUGAGAUUCCAAGAGAGUUGGGAUGUAAAGAAUUCCAUACGUUGGUGUUGAGAAGCAAGGAUUCCUCACUUCCGGACAGCUUUUUCAAUGGGAUGGAGACCAAUCUCGAAGUCCUCGAUCUGAGCGGCACGGCUAUUGAAAGCCUCCCACUCUCACUUUCAAAGUUGGUUAAGUUGCGGAUGUUAUUUCUCCCAAAUCGAAUUAGAAACAUAUCUCUAUUGGGGGAGUUAAAGAGCCUCGAAAUACUUCGCCUUGAUGGGAUUGACAAGCUAGCACCAGAGAUUAGACAGUUAACUUGUUUGAAGUUGCUAGAUUUGGGAAAUAAUGAGGAUGUGAAACUCAGAGUAAUUCCACCAAAUGUCCUAUCUAAUUUAACAAGGAUGGAGGAAUAUGACAGAAUAUGCGGAGGGAUUGUUUCUUCAAAAAUUAGGACACAGACACAUCGGGUACUCGUCGAAUGGAAAAUGUAUUCGUAUUCUUGA